Messenger RNA from Haliotis rubra (blacklip abalone), 1832 nucleotides. RefSeq names its product calmodulin-4-like. The record is from RefSeq and is a predicted model, not a curated record. Gene Ontology annotation, molecular function: calcium ion binding. The coding region runs from base 336 to 797 and encodes 153 amino acids. The transcript has 5 exons. Lineage: Eukaryota; Metazoa; Mollusca; Gastropoda; Lepetellida; Haliotidae.
AUUCACACACCAUACAGCAGUCACAAGACGAGUGUAUUCACACAUCAGCCUGACGUCACAAGACGAGAGUAUUCACACAUCUUCCCGGCGUCACAAGACGAGUGUAUUCACACAUCAGCCCGGCGUCACAAGACGAGUGUAUUCACACAUCUUCCCGGCGUCACAACACGAGAGUAUUCACGAAUCUUCCCGGGAUCACUAGACGAGUGUAUUCACACUUCUACCUGGUAUCUGGAGAGGGGAGCAUUCCCAUAUCUCCCUGGUACCUUGAAUCGAGAGUAUUCACACAUCUACCCGACGUCACGAGACUACCGUGGCAUACAAUUUAGGCCAACAUGGCCCAUCUCUCCCACGAAGAAAAGAUGGCCUACACUGAGAUGUUCCUGAAGGUGGACUCAGAAAGUGGGGAUGGAGACGGCGCGCUGACAAUUGACGAGUUAGAGAAGCUGUUGAUAUUCUGUGGCCAUAGGGUGCCUAGAGCGGACAUUACCAAAGUCUUUGUACAGCUGGAUACCGACGAGAAUUGGAAGAUCACACUGGACGAGUUCCUUGCAGUCCUCCCACGGUUAUCUCCCCCUGAUUCGGCAGAUUUUAUCGCUGCCAGAGUUAGACGUAUAUUUGACGUAUAUGACGUCAACAAAGAUGGCUACGUGACCCAGGAAGAGUUUCAGAUCAUCAUGUCCAAAGCAGGUCAACCACUCAGCAAGAUCCAGAUACACGACCUUAUAGCCAAGUGUGACAAAGACGGAGAUGGCAAACUGAACUUUGAAGAAUUUCUCACUCUAUACGUAGCCUAAUAACGGCAUAGAUAUCUGCUGCAAUCUGAUCUGGCACACGUGGUCCAAUGCGAGUCGAAGCAUGGACAUUUGGACUGGUCACGGUGCGCCUAUGCUGUUCAUGCAGACUGGAUACCCAGUAACGCUGAUAGAUAACCUGAUACUUAUAAACUGACGUACAAAAGAGAGUACCCACCCGAUGCUUACCAUAUAUGUAAAAAUAUUAACGUUUUUGUGACAUCCGUGUCACAAACAUUGUUUCCUUGUUGGCAAAAUACCAUAGACGUCGUACAAUACUGAGGCGGUGUAAGUCACAUUCAAACACUUUUCAAAAACAUUUCGUUGUUGUUUUUCUUAAAGAAUAAUCUCUUCAAAUCCAAACGUGUACUGUCUUUUAUACCUCAGUUAUAUCGUCUAAUGAGAUUCGUCCUGAUUACGUUGAGGGGGUGUGUCAUCAUCAUGCCCUGCUCGUGGGUUUCGUCAUUGUGGUUAACUUCUAAGUAGAUCUGCAUAGAUUCAGACUUUUGUCCAACAUUGAGCUGGCAUGCCGUGAUGUAUUUAAACAUGGUAUAAACCUCCCUCGCUCUCAUGAGCUUCAAGACAGUUACCUGUUAUCAGUCCUUGCUUCAGUUUCAACUCUUCCUGUCCCAUUUUCACUUUGAAACAGUUCAUAUUAAUGUCUGAAAACCGUUCAUAUUAAGGGCAGUGCUGAUGAUUUUAAGGGGUGGGGUGGGGUCACCCGUUUAUUCUGGGGAGUUUGGGGGUCGCCAAUUUUGUACACUUGGACCAGGGGUGUGGGGUGUCAGUGAUUCUGUACAUGACAAAUUUUAGGGGUUAAUUCACAUUGUACAUGCGUCUGCAUACAAAUCAUCAUCACCCCACAAUUUACCAUUUUGCUGAUAUAUACCCAUACCAAUAAUGGUUGCCGCCUCCUUCAAUUUCAUGAAUAGGUUGGGGGUAUUGGCAUGAGUAUAUUUCUUUGAUAUUUUCAUGCACAUAAGCAAGUAUUGAUCAGACAGUCUGUUUCUAAAUACGUCAUUUUGCGUUACCUGAUGC